Messenger RNA from Besnoitia besnoiti, 447 nucleotides. RefSeq names its product RPAP1 family protein. Bases 1 to 447 code for a protein of 148 amino acids. The transcript has a single exon. The record is from RefSeq and is a predicted model, not a curated record. Lineage: Eukaryota; Apicomplexa; Conoidasida; Eucoccidiorida; Sarcocystidae.
AUGGAGAGCACGGCUGCAGAGGCGGGCGCGCCUGCCUGUGGGGACUCCUCGGGAGGCACAUCCAAAUGCCGGAAACAGCGCACAGUUAGCGCGUCGUCUUCGUCGCCCCCUGAGUCUCCUGACUCUCCUGGUGCUGAAGGCCCUGGUCGUCGGCCGGCAAGCGUCUUCAAACUUAGUGCGUCUACGACGCCGCUAGGCUCAAUCUCCUUCUUUCCCCCGUCUGAAGGUCACGAGUCUGGGCUGUGCGCCUCCCCACACGGUGCGCUUCGAGAUCCCUGCUCCGAUGGACUUAACGAGCCCUCUAGGCGCCGCGGAGAUUGUUCCCCGUUUUCUGUCGACAGGGGCGCGCUAGGUGGAGCUCCGACUUGUUCGCUCUUCGCCCCUGAGAGAAGCACUCGACUCACUCUCAAUCCUUUUGCAGCCAGUGAAGAUGCCACGGGUAAGUAG